This is a messenger RNA of Aspergillus campestris IBT 28561, 267 nucleotides long. Its product is annotated as heat shock 9/12 family protein. Bases 1 to 267 code for a protein of 88 amino acids. The transcript is spliced from 3 exons. NCBI's taxonomy places the organism in Eukaryota, Fungi, Ascomycota, Eurotiomycetes, Eurotiales, Aspergillaceae. The record is from RefSeq and is a predicted model, not a curated record.
AUGUCUGACUUCGGCCGCAAGGAUUUCUCUCAGAAGGCUAAGGAGGAGAUCACUCCCGACAGCACCAAGUCUACCCAGGACAAGGUCAAGGAAACCUUCACCGAUACCACCGAUCGUGUCGCCCGCGGCGGCCAGUCCGACGACAGCAAGUCCACCGGGCAGCAGGCCUUUGACAAGACCCAGCGCGCCCAUGAUAACGAGUCUCACGGCGGAGCCACGAACUCCAUUGGCGACAAGGUCAAGAAUGCCCUCGGCAUGGGCAACUAA